Cylindrotheca closterium is the source of this 1146-nucleotide messenger RNA. Lineage: Eukaryota; Bacillariophyta; Bacillariophyceae; Bacillariales; Bacillariaceae. The record is from the annotation of a GenBank genome assembly.
AUGCACACCGUUCGGAUUUCUGGAGAUUGUGCAGACAACAAAGCAUCGUACUCUACUCCACCAGCAGCGUUGCAGGAGCCAUCGGAUUCCCUCUUACAGUGCUUGUCGGCAUCGUUUGUGAUGUCUCAGAACAUCUCGUACUCUGGAGGAAUGGCGCAUGGUACUUCCAGUAAUCGAUUUCCAGAAUGUGCUGGAAUGCGCAUCCAUAGUGGUUGUGGCAAUGCCCCCAUCAACACUUACAUUCCUCCGCUUAAUUCACAUAUCUUUUCUUUGGAUACUCCCUUGUUAUCACCUUUCAACACAAGCGACAGUUCAUCCCAGAUUCACUUGGACUCAGACCCUCCAAGAUCAAAGGUUACGCCACACACCCCUGUUAGCGCAUCCUCGUGUCUGCAAGCUUCCUCCGUUCCGAGCCUUGCACCUGGCGCUCCACCCCGCAAUUCAGUGCAUCCAGUCAUAGACGAUCCCCUCCUGCGUUUUCUAUGCGGAGACUUAUCGCCGAGUGCUCCGGAAGGCCCUUCUACAACAUCGGGGUGCAACAGACAACGCAAUGGAAAGUCCAAAAGAUCUUCUGCUGAUACAAAGAAACCACCCAAGAAACGGUCAAGACAUAACACAGAAGAUCACACUGAAGCAAACAGUCCAUCCUAUCGCCCUUAUCAAGAAGAGCAAUGGGCUAUCCAGUUUGAAGAGCUUCUAAAGUACAAAGCUCGACACGGACACUGCAGAAUACCCAACGCCUGUCACAGCAAUUCCAGUCUUUCUCGGUGGGUGAAGAGACAGAGAUAUCAGUACAAAUUGAAGCAAGAAAACAAGGCCUCUGCACUAUCUGAUGAGCGUGUUCAGCAGCUAGAAGAAGUAGGCUUUGUUUGGGACUAUCACGCUGUGGUUUGGGAAGAACGUCGAGCCGAGCUCGAGCAGUUCAAAGAAGAGCUUGGCAAUUGCAGUGUCCCAUCGCAUUAUCCCAAAAAUCCACCGCUAUCUGCAUGGGUGAAAUGUCAGCGAAGACAAUACAAGAGAUUCAUUGAUGGGGAAUCAUCGUCCAUGACUGUAGAUCGCUUUGCUGCUUUGGACAAGAUGGGGUUUAUUUGGAAGGUUCGAGGAGCAAAGGACAGAGAGUCAUCCCUAAACCUUGACUUGUUGUAA